This is a messenger RNA of Paramecium tetraurelia, 462 nucleotides long. RefSeq lists its product as uncharacterized. Lineage: Eukaryota; Ciliophora; Oligohymenophorea; Peniculida; Parameciidae. The record is from RefSeq and is a predicted model, not a curated record. The transcript has a single exon.
AUGUUCUAAUCUUUUAAUUUAACUAGAAAACUUCAAAUUAAUAAUGAAAGCACAUUAUAUUGUGAAACCCCUAGAGCUAUUUUUCGAUCUGAAAGAAAUAUUAUCGUUCCAUCUCUGUUUUAGAAACUUAAAUUAAAGCCUAUCUAAGACUUUUAAGUACAAACUUAAACAAACAAUAAUUCAAUAAAAUCCUCAUUAAAAAAUAGCAAUUUGUUCACUUAAAGAGAUUAGGAGGAUUUGCUGAACAAAUAGCGAUUAAGACACAAUAAGAAGUAGGUUAGUUUUAGUGAUAAAUUAUUAAUCAUAUAACCAAAUAAAGGAGUCAUCAUAAGAGAAAGAAUUCCUGAAUUAUCUGAACAAGUUAAAGUUAUUCGAACAAGAAAAAGAAAGAAUUGUAUUUUAAUCCAUAGCUAAAUUAGAACAUUACAAACUUGCUAAUCCACUUUCAUUGAUUAGCUUUGA